AUGGAAGAACCAAGGCGCUCGGCUAGAGCCAACAAAGGAGUCCACUCUGGGCGCGAUCUCCUGGACGUUUAUUAUGUGAAUCUGGCGGAUGAACCUGCUCACAAGAGAAUUAAAGUGGAUGAAUCAAACGACCAAGAUUCCAUUUUUGAAAUACCAGCGCCAUCUGAAGUCGUCAAAUGUCUCCCUUGCGGCACCACAGAUGCCAAUUAUAACGAAGAGACUGAUCAAGGUGGCUUGAUGAUUGAAUGUGAACGAUGUACCACAUGGCAACAUGCAAAGUGCAUGGGAUACAAAUCCGAGCGGGCUAUUCCUAAAGUCUAUUUGUGCAAUGUAUGCAAAGACAAAGAUGAUCCAACGUUUGAGACCAGUAAAUCCAUUCAAGGUAUCACGACACCAGAUUCGACUACUGCCCCAUCUCUGAUCAAGACAACGAGUGCCAAGCCAAAGGUGCAUAGCGCAGCGGCAGCAAAAAAAGCGGCAGUUGUUGCAGCUGCCCAAAAGACUAGAGAUAGUGUCUCUAAAGCAUUGCUAAAUGUCAUAGUAAAAUGUAACUCAGAAUUGAAUGACGCUCAUGAUUGGAGUGUUAAAAUCGAGAAUGCCAUCUUUGAAUGGGCUCAAUGCACUGACAAGAAAUACAUAGAAAAGAGCAGGGCUAUCAUGGCUUUGGUGAAGAAGCCCAUAGUAUUAAAUAGACUUAUCAACGGAGAAAUUAGUGCUACACAACUAACUACUUUACCGGUGGAAGAAAUCGACCCUGACUUGAAACAUUACGCCGAGAAAGUCAGACAAGAGCUGAUCAGAAGGUCUGUGUUAGUGGUAGAGGAUGACCAGAGUCAACGAGUUCGUCGCACACAUAAAGGUGAAGAGAUUGUCGAGUCCGCCAAAGACGAAGUUGAUGACCAUACCGUCUCUGUUGUUGCGAAGAACGUAUCACUGAAAAAAUCUGCUGAGAUGCAAGAGUCUUCCCGGAAGAAGAUUAUCCCUGGAAAUUCAUCUCAGACAAGCUAUCACUAUGAAGACGACGACGAUUACUCUACACCUGCUACAGUACAAGACUCAAAAUCUGAAUCAAAUAAUGCGGACGCAUCCGACAGUGAAGAUGAUAUGGAUCUCAUUUUAGAGAGAAAGUCAAAAAGCCCAGAGCCAAAGGCUACAGAUUCCAUCCAAAUCCCAAAGAAGCCUAAGCUCCCACCGACUAUUCCUACUAAAUUCUGGUCGGGAGAAGUAGAACUCCCGGAUGUCGCGAGUGCAAUAAUGAGUGCAGAGUUUAUCUCCUGCUCCAAAUAUGAAGAGCCCAAGGAUAACAUUACAGUUAGCUUCCAUAAUAAAGCGAUGCGUAUUUGCAAGGAGCUUAUAGAAAACUCCAAAAUUCUAAUACAGGGUCGCUUGGAUCGUUCUCGUGCGGACCCCUACGUUGACAAGAUCAGAUCAUCUCGGGAUUUAUUCAUAGUAAAGCUCACCAGCAAAUCCACUGAAUCAAAUUUCGACAAGUUGUACCAAUACUUCUUAAAGAGAUCCAAGGUCGGUGUCAUUUCAUGCCGAGCUUCAUUCGUUAAAGACGCAUACUUGUACGCUUUAAGCGGCACUCCUCCUCCAUUUUUCGAGUCUGCAACAUUAAGUGGCGAUGGAUUGUACAUUGUUUAUGUAGUGAAGAAAGACUAUGUGCCCGUUGGGAAGAGUAUAUUGAAGAAGCCCACUACGCCCCAUGCUGCCAAAAAAGCUCCUCCAAGUCUUGACUCUAUUCUUUCUAAAUUGGGAGGCCCGACAACUAAUCAAGCCCCCGUAAGUCAGCUUCCCGGUCAUUUACCUGCAAAACCAGUAAUCUCAGCUCAUCCACUGGCUCCUGCCUCAAGCAUGCCUCACGGGCAGUAUCAAGCGGGCCCUCAGCAAGCAACUUCCGGUCUCACUCAAGAACAACUAAUGUUUCUUACAGAUCUUGUCAGCCAAAAUGGCCAAAACAACAACAAUCAGCCUGCUAUGCUGACAUCACUACACAAUAAUCAUUAA
Australozyma saopauloensis is the source of this 2007-nucleotide messenger RNA. RefSeq lists its product as uncharacterized. The record is from RefSeq and is a predicted model, not a curated record. The coding region runs from base 1 to 2007 and encodes 668 amino acids. The transcript has a single exon. Gene Ontology annotation, biological process: DNA-templated transcription. Lineage: Eukaryota; Fungi; Ascomycota; Pichiomycetes; Serinales; Metschnikowiaceae.